Messenger RNA from Glossina fuscipes, 1185 nucleotides. It is a transcript of the gene Tssk, whose product is annotated as testis-specific serine/threonine-protein kinase 1. Gene Ontology annotation, cellular component: cytoplasm. Lineage: Eukaryota; Metazoa; Arthropoda; Insecta; Diptera; Glossinidae. The record is from RefSeq and is a predicted model, not a curated record. Bases 148 to 1047 code for a protein of 299 amino acids. The transcript has a single exon. Gene Ontology annotation, molecular function: ATP binding; protein serine/threonine kinase activity; tau-protein kinase activity. Gene Ontology annotation, biological process: microtubule cytoskeleton organization; protein phosphorylation; intracellular signal transduction.
UAAAGUUUGCAUAAAUAUUUUGUCCUGUUUUGAACAUUUUUAUUUUUAAAGUUUUAGUCUACACUUUCGAGUGCAAAUUCAAAUCAUCAGAGUAUCAUCUUCAGAUGCAAUUAGACAAAAUUUCACUAUUAUAAAAAUCCAACAAUUAUGUCAAAAUUUUCGACAACCUCCAAUCGGCAAUUAAGUACACGCAACUCCGACAUCGACGCUUUGGCUCAGCGCGGAUAUAACAUUGGACAUAAAAUUGGUGAGGGCUCGUAUGCCACAGUUAUAACGGCUGGUUAUGCGGACGAUGCCGGCCACGGUGUACAUUUAGCCUGCAAAAUUAUUGAUAAAGCUAAAGCGCCUUCAGAUUUUGUCCAUAAAUUCUUUCCGCGUGAAUUAGAAAUUUUAACAAAAAUCGAUCAUCCGAACAUCAUUCAAAUUCAUAGUAUUUUGCAACGUGGUCCCAAGAUAUUUAUAUUCAUGCGCUAUGCGGAAAAUGGCGAUUUGCUGAGCCAUAUUAAAAAGUCUGGUCCGGUGGAGGAGCUGCAAGCAAAAGCCUGGUUUAUGCAGAUGGCCAAGGCGCUUAAAUAUUUACAUUCGCAUGAAAUAGCGCAUCGUGAUCUCAAGUGUGAAAAUAUUUUGUUAUCGAAACGACUUAACAUAAAAUUAGCUGACUUUGGUUUCGCACGCUACUGUUGCGAUGAAAAUGGCCGUGAAAUUAAAUCGGAAACCUAUUGUGGUUCGGCUGCAUAUGCGGCGCCCGAAGUGGUAUGCGGUCGACCAUACGAUCCUAAACUGGCCGAUGCCUGGUCGUUAGGUGUCAUACUAUUUAUUAUGUUGAAUGCAAAAAUGCCUUUCGAUGACAGCAAUUUAAGUAAAUUACUUGAGGAUCAACGAAAUAAGAAAUUUGCCUUUCGGCGAAAAUUGCAAGACCAAAUAUCGGCUCAAGCAAAGGCUACAGUUGCCGUAUUGCUCGAGCCGGAACCACAUGCUCGUUGGAAUUUACGCGAAAUUCUUAACUGUAGUUGGCUGCGUGCUGAUGAGGAGGAGCCGAUGGCAUAGUUUGCGUUGAGUAAGCGUCCGUCUAUUUUGUGUUCAGUGCGGACGUUCCGAAUUUUGUACAAAUCAAUUAUCAAUUAUCUUCAAAAGCUUACUGAACCAAACCAAAUAUUUUGAUUUGAACGCAUAAAGAAGUUGGUC